AUGCAUUGUCAUGUCACCCCUGUAAGUGGUAUGCCUAGUUUCUAUUGCACUUUUGUCUAUGCUUUCAAUGAACAUAGUUUAAGACAAGUUUUAUGGAGAGAUUUAGUCACCUUGAAUGUUCAGAGUCCCUGGAUUAUCUGUGGGGAUUUUAACUGUGUCAUGGCAGUGAAUGAAAGAAUUGGUGCUCCUGUCAGGCAUAUGGAAAUUGUUGACAUCAAUAACUGUAUGCAUGGAUUUGGAAUGGAGGAUGUUAAAUCUGUGGGGAAUCUCUACACUUGGAAUAAUAAACAACAAGGGGCAGACAGAGUUUUUUCAAAGCUUGACAGAAUUCUUGGAAAUGUUGCUUGGUUUGAUUGCUAUCCUUCUGCAGAAGCUUGCUUUCUUCCAGAAGGUCAUUUUGAUCAUUCUCCUAGUCUUUUGACUGUGUAUCCUAGGGUUAAUGGAGGAAGAAAACCAUCUAAAUACUUUACAAUGUGGAAAACAUCUCCCAGCUUUAAUACAAUUGUGACUGAUGUUUGGAACACUCCUAUCAAUGGUAGUAAAAUGUUCUGUGUGGUGAGUAAACUUAAGAAGGUUAAGGGUGUUCUUAAGGAACUCAAUAAAAAUGGUUUCUCAGAUGUAAAAGCUGCUGAUCUUAGUGCUUAUCAUGCAAUGAUAGCUGCUCAAGAAGCUAUGCACCUAGCUCCUACAGAUCACUCUCUUGCAGAUUUGGAAUUACAGGCCAUCCAUGAUUAUAAGAUCAAACACAAGAUAUAUCUUGAUUUUUUGGCUCAGAAGGCUAAACUGGCUUGGAUUAAAGCUGGUGAUGAAAAUACAGCUUUGUUCCAUCAAAGUAUAAGAAGCAGACAAGUUCAUAAUCAGAUUUACAGUAUACAUGAUAUGAGAGGAGAUUGGAAAGAUCAGGCUGCAGAUGUUUCAGAAGCUUUCUUGAAUUAUUACAAGAUGUUAUUGGGGAGUGUUCAUGAAGGUAGAACUUCUGUUAUCACACAGGUAGUUCACACUGGUCCUGUUUGUCAGGAUUAUCAUAAAACAAUCCUUAAUGCUCCAUAUACUGUUGAGGAAGUGAAAGCAGCACUUUUCUCUAUUCCUGGUAUCAAAGCACCAGGUCCUGAUGGCUUUGGCUUUUUUUUUUACAAGGAUGCUUGGCAUGUAGUUGGGAGUGGGGUGAUUGAGGCUGUGUUUGGAUGUGUUGAGGAAUGGUUAAGGCAAAUCCUUCCAGAUCUUAUUCUAGAGAAUCAAGGGGGCUUUAUUCAUGGCAGGUACAUUGUGCAUAACAUUAUGGUAGUACAGGACCUUGUGAGGCACUAUGGAAGGAAGGGUGUGAAGCCUAGUUGCUUAAUGAAGAUUGAUUUGCAAAAAGCUUAUGACACAGUGGAUUGGUCUUUCCUAAAAGAGAUGUUAGUUGCACUGGAUUUUCCUGAGCACUUUGUGAAUUUAGUAAUGGAGUGUGUCACCACACCAAUGUUUUCUCUCAUGAUCAAUGGCUCCAUGCAUGGAUUUUUCAAAUCCCAGAGGGGGUUGAGGCAAGGGGACCCUCUUUCUCCCCUACUCUUUGUUAAUUGCAUGGAGUAUCUGUCAAGAAUUCUGCACAAAAUGAGUAGUUUACCUCAAUUCCAGUAUCAUCCAAGAUGUAAAGAUACAAAGCUCACUCAUUUGUGUUUUGUUGAUGACCUGAUUCUGUGCUGUAAAGGUGAAUUUCCAUCCAUAUAUCUUAUCUUGCAAGCCUUCAAAUUGUUCUCUGACUCCUCUGGUUUGAAAGCUAAUAUUCAGAAAUCUUCCAUUUUCUGUCAUGGCAUGGUAGAAAGUGAAGUACAAAGAGUGGUGGAGACUUCUGGUUUCACCAGAAGUAGCCUACCUUUUAAAUACCUUGGUGUACCCAUUUGCUCAAAAAGAAUUUCUACUGCUCAGUGUGGGGUGUUGGUUGACAAGAUGACCAGCAGAAUUAAGCUCUGGAGUUCCAGAAAUCUAUCCUAUAUAGCUAGAAUGCAGUUGGUGAAUUAUGUGCUUCUUAGUCUUCACAUGUAUUGGGCUCAGAUUUUUGUUCUUCCUAAGAGUGAUAACAUCUGUUGUGAUAAGAAAGCUGGUGGAUUAGGCUUCAGAGAUGUUUUUCUGUGGAAUGUUGCCAAUCUAGGCAAAUAUGUUUGGGCUUUGAUUUGCAAUACAAGGGAGAAACUGAAGUCAAUAUAUUCUAAAGCAGAACUGGAAGCAAUGCCUCAUUAUUCAGUGAAACAAUCCAGAUUACAAACUACAGCUAAGUUAGCUAGUAUUGGCAUCAACAAUUCUUCUAGCGGUCUCAUUUGUGGCCAAGGUGAUGAAACUCAUCAUCAUCUAUUUUUUGAUUGUCCUUAUAGCAGGCAAUGCCUGACAGAGUUGAACACAUGGCUGGAUAUAAGAAUGGCAGCAACUGAUCUCCAUCUCUUAUACAGAUCCAUCAGAUAUGGCAGAAGCUCAAAGUUUAGAAAGCAGGUAUACCUUGCUGCUAUUGUAGCAGUGGUCUAUCUCAUCUGGAAAUGCAGAAACUCAGUGUUCUGGGAUUAUUGUAUCCCUACUGUCAAGAGUACUAUAGGUGCUUUGAAGCAAGCAGUGAGAAGUAGAAUUCAGGCAGUUAUGCCUAAGUAUGUGAAUAGGAAAGAUUGUAAUUGGUUUGUGAAUCUGUAA
Messenger RNA from Spinacia oleracea (spinach), 2658 nucleotides. RefSeq lists its product as uncharacterized. The record is from RefSeq and is a predicted model, not a curated record. Bases 1 to 2658 code for a protein of 885 amino acids. Lineage: Eukaryota; Viridiplantae; Streptophyta; Magnoliopsida; Caryophyllales; Amaranthaceae. The transcript has 5 exons.